Messenger RNA from Trichomonas vaginalis G3, 949 nucleotides. RefSeq names its product protein of unknown function, DUF4106 family. Lineage: Eukaryota; Parabasalia; Trichomonadida; Trichomonadidae. The annotation marks the transcript as partial. The transcript has a single exon. The record is from RefSeq and is a predicted model, not a curated record.
AUGAAUGGAAAUGUUUCCGAAUGGUAUAACGAAUGCGACAAUGCCAUUAGAAGGUCAGAAAUAGUUCCUGGAACUUACGAAUAUACAACUGCUGUUUCUUAUGGAAACGUAGGUGAGUUUGGAGAAGGUUCUUCAACAACAGUAGAUAUUGCUUGCGACAGGUUUCAUAUAAUUUCUAUUGACAACUCUUUCUUAUACGUGGAACAAGACAUUGAAAUAAAACCUUCUGCCAAGUUGUCUGACAAGAAAGGUUGCAAUGGAAUUUUCUAUGUCGGAUACCAAUAUGCUCCAGAAGUUUUCAUGGGAUAUAAGAUAUAUUCUAACUCUGACUUAGUUCAAACAGUAACAUGGGCAAACUAUGAAUGGUUCGCUUUGAGAAACUCAGUACAACCACAAGCUAGAGAACAAACAGACCAGUAUGCAACUAUUGAGAAAAUAAGAAGACUUGACCCUAACGUUCCAGGAGUUUAUGUUAACCUUUCUGGACAAACUGCAGCAGCAGUAACCAAAGUAAAACUGAAACUUAGAGUUCCUUUGUCAUCUUUCCUCAUCUUCAGGUUUUUAAGAUACUUGCCAAACUGGGCAGGAAAAAUUUCUAUCGAACUUACUCCAAGCAAAAAUAACUUAGUCAUUGCACCAACACAAGACCCAUUCACUCUUACUGUAGCUGGAACUGGUGGAGCCAAGUUCUGUGACUUUUGCAAAGACAAAGUUGACUUAGACUUUGGUUUCUCAAACCUCAACACUGAAGUAAACUACUACUUCAAUGCUGCUGGAACUGCUUGGGACCCAGUUAAGUUCACAUGCGAAAAAUUUGAAUGCAAGAGAAUAGAAAGCAGACUUGCAGUCUAUAUGUUGGACCCAGAUAUUUCAAAUGCUUUAGCUGCCAAAUAUAUUGCAGUUCCACUUAUGUUCCCUAUACACCAAAUAUCUGUCAAAGACUUUGCAG